AUGCACCCAUCCGGUAGCAGUACAGGGGUGGUGCUUGAUUCCGGCACGGCCUCGACUUCUGCGGUUCCCGUCUAUGAAGGGUUUGCUCUCCGCCGCGGCAUCCAACGACUGGAUAUUGGUGGGCGGCAUUUGACGGACCAUUUCUUCGAAGGUCUUGCACGGGGCGGCAAUAAGCUGGGGACAAUAUCGGAGCGCAAGCUUGCCCGAAAAGUCAAGGAGGAUUACUGCUACGUUGCGCGAGAUUUCAGAAAAGAAUUGCAGUUGAUACAGGGGGGGACCCCUACAGAAACAAGCUACAAGUUGGCAGACGGAAAGUCCAUUACUGUAGGGAGAGAGAGGUUCAUGACCCCCGAAGCUCUCUUCCAUCCUCAUCUUAUGGGGAUGAAUAGUAUUGAAGACCGAAUGCACCCGGAAAUGUCUGGUCUCGCCCCUUCAUCAGCCAAGGUUAACAUUGUUGCAUCACCGGAGAGAAAAUACUCGUCGUGGAUAGGAGAAUCCAUGGUUGCAUCCUUAUCGACAUUUCAGAAGAUGUGUGUCCUGUAUGAGGAAUACGACGAGGUGGGACCUACGAUUGUACUUCGGCGAUUCUUCUAG
Messenger RNA from Clonostachys byssicola, 594 nucleotides. The record is from the annotation of a GenBank genome assembly. NCBI's taxonomy places the organism in Eukaryota, Fungi, Ascomycota, Sordariomycetes, Hypocreales, Bionectriaceae.